GUGACCAGAUUUUACUGUCGCGAAGAAACAUAAAAUCUCUUUUAACCUUUCUUUUUCAACUUUUCAGGGACACAAGGACCACUAAAGUGAAGACCAAAUGUUCUGAAAUCGGACUGAAAUUUGGCUUUUUCCCUUGGCGAUAUUUUCUGAUAUCCUUUCUUUUAACUGAAUUCUUCUGCAAACAAACAAUGGCCACACAAUGUCAAGCGUGAAAAAAUUAAUUCUUUCAUUCUCUUGUAAUAGGAGUGUGCCAAGGCGAUUUGCCGAGGAAUUUCUUGAUUAAUGUCAAUGUCUCUUCAGGAAUAUUCAGUGUCGAGUUUCUUUCAGAUUUUAAUCAAACUGAUAUUUGCCGCUCUGCUGGUGUCGGACAUAUAAAGGACUCGUAAUUCUUCUGAGAUGCUAGUCAACAUGCUUCUGAUUAGUUUCAUAGUAUCAACGAUGGUAGAACUGACUCCUUGUACAAGCAUGUCCCAAACAUAUUCCAGUUUCUUAAAGGACCUAAUAAGGCGACAAUCGUACAACGCACAGAUGGAAAGCAGAGAUAAGCGGCAAAUUAAUAGAAGAUCUUGGUGUUGUGGAGAUUCUUUGAGUUCUUCAAUAAGUAGCAUGACUAAACAAAUUAGACGGGGUUUACAAUAUGGAUGGAAAAUGACCGCCCAAAUAAUCAGUUUGUAUAAUGGCAUUAGAGGUAUAAUCGCUCUCUUCAGUCCAAACAGUUCCCAGAUGCAAGACACGCAAGACAUAGUCGACCAACUAAGGAACAAAACAAAGCAAUCUGUAUUUGAAUAUUUAAAGAUGAUUGGACUGAAUUAAAUAAAUAUUUUUCUUAUUUUUGUA
This is a messenger RNA of Parasteatoda tepidariorum (common house spider), 837 nucleotides long. RefSeq lists its product as uncharacterized. The record is from RefSeq and is a predicted model, not a curated record. NCBI's taxonomy places the organism in Eukaryota, Metazoa, Arthropoda, Arachnida, Araneae, Theridiidae.